Messenger RNA from Brassica oleracea var. oleracea, 1383 nucleotides. RefSeq lists its product as uncharacterized. The transcript is spliced from 8 exons. The coding region runs from base 122 to 1276 and encodes 384 amino acids. NCBI's taxonomy places the organism in Eukaryota, Viridiplantae, Streptophyta, Magnoliopsida, Brassicales, Brassicaceae. Gene Ontology annotation, molecular function: kinase activity. The record is from RefSeq and is a predicted model, not a curated record.
CAUAACAUUUUUACAAGAGAGACAAAUAGAAAAAGACAGAAGAAAAAAAAAGGAGAUCAGUUUUGUUGGAAGAGGCUACUGAGUACUGAAUACUAACAAUUAGCGAGAGAAUCUGAGGAAAAUGGGAGGGGGAGAUGAUGUGGGUUCGCCAGUCGUAGUCGGUGCUCUGAUUCUGGAUGUUCACGCAAAGCCUUCUUCAACCGCACCAAUCUCCGGAACCACCGUCCCAGGCCAGGUGUUGUUUACACCUGGUGGUGUAGCGAGAAAUGUAGCUGAAUGCAUCUACAAGCUUGGAAUAAGACCCUUCAUGAUUGGUGCUUUGGGGAUCGGUGGCCCAGCCAAUGUAUUAUUGAAAGACUGGAAACUCUCUACUGAAGGAAUCUUGAGACGUGAAGACAUCACUACUCCCAUUGUAUCUCUUGUAUAUGACAUUCACGGAGAAGUUUCUGCUGGCGUUGCCCGUGUGGAUGCUGUUGAGAAGUUUCUGACACCUGAGUGGAUCCAGCGGUUUGAACCAAACAUAAGCUCCGCUCCUGUCCUUGUGAUUGAUGCAAAUCUUAGCACUCUUGCUUUGGAAGCAUCUUGCAAAUUGGCUGCAGAGUUCAAUGUUCCUGUAUGGUUUGAGCCCGUCUCAGUCACAAAGUCCCGGAGAAUCGCCUCAAUCGCCAUGUAUGUAACUGUAGUAUCACCAAACCAACACGAGCUCAUAGCGAUGGCCAACACUCUCUGCGCAAGGAACAUGUUCAAAACCCUUAAACCAGAAGACAACAAGCUUUUACCAGAAGAUGUAUUCUGUGCGUUGAGGCCAGCUAUUUUGGUUCUUCUUGAAAGUGGUAUUAAAGUUGUUAUUGUAACCCUUGGCUCCAAUGGAGCUCUCUUGUGCUCAAAGGGCAACCCGAAUAAGGCUCUCAACAUAAACCGGAAGUUUAGUGGAGAGAUUUUCAGAAGGGUACAACUUAUAUGUUCGCCGAACCGGUUUUCUGAACCGGGAUUGAGUCACGGCUCGAGUCUUUUUGCAAUGCAUUUCCCAACCGUCCCAGCCAAAGUCAAGAAGCUUACUGGUGCAGGGGAUUGCCUAGUAGGCGGUACGGUUGCGUCGCUGAGCGAUGGUUUAGAUCUGUUCCAGAGUUUAGCGGUUGGCAUUGCUUCUGCUAAAGCUGCGGUUGAGUCAGGUGAUAAUGUGCCUCCUGAGUUCAACCUCGAUCUUCUUACUGAUGAUGCGGAGUUGGUUUACAGUGGCGCCAGGAUGUUGUUGGCUCAUCAGUCAAUGCUGUGAAGAAUGAUCUUGUUUGUUCUUUAUUUGGCUUGGUUUUUGUUUAUUGUUUGUGUACUAUUCCAUCAAUAAGUGAACUGUCAAAUAGAUAAACUUAGACCAUUUGUUUA